GAAAAGGGGAAAAAAAAAGUUUGGUGAGGAGCGAGCGGGGCGGGCGGGGCCGGGCGGGACGCGGCGGGCCCGGCGGCAGAUUUGAUUCCAAUACAUCUUGGAUUGAAAGCAGCAAAAGAAAUCUCAGUGUUCCUCAAGAUUACUGAAAUCUCACCGGUCUGGUUUAUAGAAGAAGCGAAAAUGGCUCAAGAAACCAACCGUAGCCAAGUGCCUAUGCUUUGUUCCACUGGUUGCGGAUUUUAUGGGAAUCCUCGUACAAAUGGCAUGUGUUCAGUGUGCUACAAAGAACAUCUUCAAAGGCAGAACAGUAAUGGUAGAAUUAGCCCUCCUGCAGCUUCUGUCAGUAGUAUAACUGAGUCCUUACCGGUUCAGUGCACAGAAGGCAGUGCCCAGGAAACCCAGUCAACUUUAGAUUCUACAUUGACUUCAUCUAUGCAGCCAAGCCCUGUGUCAAGUCAGUCACUUUUAACAGAAUCUGUAGCAUCAUCCCAACCGGAUAGUUCAGCUGUGGACAAAACAGUACCUGAGACAGAAGAUUUGCAAGCUUCAGUGUCAGAGAAUGCAGAGCCUACACCUGAAGAACAAGACAAGUCACUUGACAAACCAAAACAGAAAAAGAAUCGUUGUUUCAUGUGCAGGAAGAAGGUUGGACUUACUGGGUUUGAGUGUCGGUGUGGAAAUGUUUACUGUGGUAUGCACCGUUAUUCAGAUGUACACAGUUGCUCUUACAAUUACAAAGCUGAUGCUGCUGAGAAAAUCAGAAAAGAGAAUCCUGUAGUUGUUGGGGAAAAGAUCCAGAAGAUCUGAACUGCUGCUUCUGCUGGAAUACAAAAUCCUCUGACCAUCUGCAAAUGAAAUUGACUUGAGCUUUUUUCCUUAGUCAUCAGGAAUGUAGAGCAGUGUAUCUUGCCUAGACCUUUUAAUCAUGCAUGUCAUCAGAUGAAUAGAUUUUGUUUUUGUUUUUUUGUUUUGAAAAUGACUGAACAUUUAUUUUCAUUGCAGUUUUCUGUGGCUGAAGACUUAAGUAAACUUUACAAGUAUUAUCCUUUAAGAUCAUUUUCAUUUUAGUUGAGUGCAGAGGGCUUUUAUAACAAAUGUGGAGAAAAUAUUGGAGGGCUGUGCUUUUCCAGGAUAAAACAUGCAUGCGUUAACUUUGCAGUUUAUUUUCUUGUUGUAUAUAGCUUUUCUCUGCAGCACAAUUUCCUUUUUUUUUUUUGAUAAUGCCUUGUAUGGCACAACUAGUUAUCAGUAACUGAAUGUAUUUUAAUCAUUAUGGCUGCUUCUGUUUUUUUUCCCAUUAACGAGAGGUUAUACGUGUUUGCAUAUUAGCUUGUUUGCACCCUCUACCUAUUUAUGUAUGAAUCAUUUGUAAUGAGAGUGUGUGCUGAGAUUGUCUGCGUGGUUUGGUUUGUUGUUUUUUGUUUUUGUUUUGUUUUUAAUUGGGUUUUGUUUUUGUGUGUGUGUGGGGGGAAGGCUGUAUGCACUUCAUUGACUGCAGGUUUCAUUGGGAUUACAUCCAUCAGUCUGUACACAAAUAUGAAGAAUGAUCUGAAGUACCCAUGCUGUAUUUAUGUUUAUCCACGUCUUAACUUUGAUUAAAUAAAAUUAAAAAAAAAAAUCAGA
Messenger RNA from Apus apus (common swift), 1623 nucleotides. It is a transcript of the gene ZFAND6, whose product is annotated as zinc finger AN1-type containing 6. Bases 181 to 807 code for a protein of 208 amino acids. NCBI's taxonomy places the organism in Eukaryota, Metazoa, Chordata, Aves, Apodiformes, Apodidae. The record is from RefSeq and is a predicted model, not a curated record. Gene Ontology annotation, biological process: protein targeting to peroxisome. Gene Ontology annotation, molecular function: polyubiquitin modification-dependent protein binding; DNA binding; zinc ion binding. The transcript is spliced from 7 exons.